ACUCCAUCCACUGCUCUCCACACACGACCAUGAGGCUCCUACUGGUCACCGCGUUGUUGCUGGCUGCUGUAGCCGCAGUACGAAGUGAAGCCACCCAGGAGAAGAAACAGGACAAGAGAGGAAUCCUGAGUGGCAUCGGAGGCGGAUACGAAGGCGGCUACGGAGGCGGUUAUGGAGGCGGCUAUGGCGGAUACGGCCUGAGCAGCGAUCUUGGAUAUGGCAGCUCUAGUCUGAGCAGUGGUCUGGGAUAUGGCUACGGUUCCGGUGGCUACGCUAUCGGAUCUGGAAUUGGCCUUGGGUCUGGUCUCAGCUCUGGUCUAGGCUCUGGAAUCGCGCUCAGCUCUGGUCUAGGAUACGGCUACGGAUCAGGCGGUUACGGCGGUAGUUAUGGAGUCGGCCUUGGUUCAGGACUAGGCUCUGGUUUUGGGUUGGGCUCCGCUGUUGGCUCUGGCGUUGGAAUCGGCUCCGGUAUCGGAUUGGCUGCGGCACCAGCGGUGCAGACUGUGACCCGGACCGUAGCAGUUCCUGUGCCCCAGGCUGUGCCCGUGACCGUCAACAGGCCCGUUCCCGUGCCAGUUCCUCAGCCCGUCCCAGUGUCUGUGCCCAGGCCCUACACCGUCAGAGUUCCUCACCCUGUUCCCGUCUCUGUGCCCAAGCCGUACCCUGUCAGCGUGCCCAAGCCAUACGCCGUGCCUGUUCCUCAUGCCGUGCCUGUGCCAGUCCCUCAGCCCUACGCCGUCAGGACCCCUUACCCCGUUCCCGUGCGAGUGCCCCAGCCCGUGGCUGUGCCAGUGCCUCACCCCGUGCCUGUGGAUAGGCCAGUAGUCGUCGGUUCCAGUGGCCUGGGAGGAGGAAUCAGCAGCAUCGGCCUCGGAGGAGGUAUCGGCUACGGAUCUGGAAUCGGAGGAGGUAUCAGCGGUGUCGGUCUUGGCGGCUCCAGCCUGGGAGGUAUCGGCUACGGAUCUGGAAUCGGAGGAGGUAUCAGCGGCUUCAGUCUUAGCAGCGGCAGCCUGGGCAGUAUCGGCUACGGAUCUGGAAUCGGAGGAGGCAUUAGUGGCGACAGUCUUGGCCACAGCUACGGUUCGGGAUACGGUUAUGGAUCGGGUCUUGGAUCAGGUUACAGUUUGGGAGGCAGCGGAUACGGCACCGGCAGCAUCGGCCUUGCAACCGCGAGCUUAGGAGGAUCCGGUUAUGGACUGGGAUCCGGCUCUAAGUACGGGUCUAAUUAUGAGUCACACAAGAUCUGGUAAUACUUGCCAGAAUGUUUGGCGUUGAAACUGAAAGUUCCUGUAACUGUAAACGUUAAAGUUUUGCCUGAAAUAUCAUGGUCUCAUUAUAGUAAAUUGUAGUUGUUCAUAGUUAAAAAAAUUUUAAUGAAAAUACCUAACUGUUUUGUUGAUUUUUACAUUUAUUUUUAUUCUGUGUAUGGAGUGUUCUUUUUUAUAUGAUUAGAUUUAUAUUGAAUAAAGUUAUCAUGAUCCUUUAA
This is a messenger RNA of Bacillus rossius redtenbacheri, 1486 nucleotides long. Its product is annotated as elastin-like. Lineage: Eukaryota; Metazoa; Arthropoda; Insecta; Phasmatodea; Bacillidae. The transcript has 2 exons. Bases 30 to 1250 code for a protein of 406 amino acids. The record is from RefSeq and is a predicted model, not a curated record.